Messenger RNA from Chrysemys picta bellii (western painted turtle), 630 nucleotides. Lineage: Eukaryota; Metazoa; Chordata; Testudines; Emydidae. The record is from RefSeq and is a predicted model, not a curated record.
AUGCCCCACUUUUCCCCCAUAUGCCUCUCACUGAACUUUUUCUCCCAUCCACGUGUGGCUUAAAGGAAGAGGCCAGAAAACACAUUGGUGAUCCCAGCGGCCAUGGCCUCAGCGGCUCCUGUACAGGGAAUCCAAGAGGAAACCAAGUGUCCCAUCUGCCUGGAGUAUCUAACGGACCCCGUGACCAUGGACUGUGGGCACAACUUCUGCCAGGGCUGCAUCAGUAACUACUGUGACAAAUGGGAAGAAUAUGGCCCCCUGGAGUGUCCCGUCUGCAGACACUGGAUCCAGAAAGGGAACCUCCGGCACAACUGGCAGCUGGGGAACAUAGUAGGGAAAAUUCGACAACUGGAAUUAAAUCCUAGCAAAGAGAAUCUGUGUGAGACGCACCAGGAGAACCUCGACCUGUUCUGCGAGGAGGACGGGGAAGCCGUGUGUGUGGCUUGUUGGAGAUCCCCCCAGCACAGAUCUCACAGAGUGCUGCUCGUGGAAGAGGCUGCUCAGAAAUACAAGGUAGGAAACACUCUGACGUCGGUUAAUUCAAUCCUUUUCUUCUCAGACUAAAUUGAUCUUUCCCCCCAUAGGUGCCAACUUACUCAGAUGCCGGGGGGGAGCUCAAUCUCCGCUCCG